CCAUACCGCGGCAAACGCCAUGCGACCGCGGCAGGCCCGUCCUUACGUACGCACGUCUGCAUGUAUGUAGGUGGGUGGGUGUACGGGGCACGUUAGUAAAACAAAAACGACAGAGCGUGGCGCACCGUGCGUGCGGUGUGCCACCGCGCCUACAGGGCCGGCUCAGGCUCUCCAGCUGCAAAGCGCAACCCCGCCUCAACAUCCCCCGCUAUAAGCGGCACGGCAGUCUCUACCAGCUCCGUCUCGUACGCCGUGAGUGCACCCAUUGGCAGAAGUCGCGCCACGCCCUCCUCGCCAAGCUCCACACGUGA
This is a messenger RNA of Trypanosoma conorhini, 311 nucleotides long. RefSeq lists its product as uncharacterized. NCBI's taxonomy places the organism in Eukaryota, Euglenozoa, Kinetoplastea, Trypanosomatida, Trypanosomatidae. The record is from RefSeq and is a predicted model, not a curated record. The transcript has a single exon. The annotation marks the transcript as partial.